Hansenula anomala is the source of this 2315-nucleotide messenger RNA. It is a transcript of the gene MNR2, whose product is annotated as putative Mg(2+) transporter MNR2. The record is from RefSeq and is a predicted model, not a curated record. The transcript has a single exon. Gene Ontology annotation, cellular component: plasma membrane. Gene Ontology annotation, biological process: intracellular magnesium ion homeostasis; magnesium ion transmembrane transport. Gene Ontology annotation, molecular function: magnesium ion transmembrane transporter activity. NCBI's taxonomy places the organism in Eukaryota, Fungi, Ascomycota, Saccharomycetes, Phaffomycetales, Wickerhamomycetaceae. Bases 180 to 2315 code for a protein of 711 amino acids.
CCGGCUGGAGAGGUGGUCGUGCAAGAAGUUCAUCAUCUACCGAGAAUGCAAACCCUUUCAACAAGUUUGGUAGUGGGUUUAAUCAACCUUCAAGUAGUCCGAGUUUUGCUGAAAGAUGGAUUAAUAGACAAUCACAGAUUAACCACUAUGGCUCCACUAGUAACCCGGUAAAGAUUGAUAUGGAACAGUUUCAACAUUCAACUUCUGAUAAGAAUAAUCAAAAUCAUAAUAAUAAUAAUAAUUCGCAUGGCACUGAUAGUGAUUUUGAUUCAAAACCUUCCUCAAGAAGAACUUCUGAGAGUUCAUCAUUAGCAGAUGUUUGUUUCCCACUAGAACCAUUAGAUGAUGAAGAAGGCCCAAGAACAUGGCCUGAUUUAAAAGUUUUAGAAGAGUUUUAUGAAGAAGAAACAACAAGAUUAAAAGAUGAAGCCAUUAGAGAAACAAAUGAAGUUAAUUUUAGAUUUGAUAAUAAUAAUAAUAUCGAUGAUAAUGCAUCAUCAUCACAAGUUGGUGAAUCAAGUUCUGGUGUUGGGUUUUCUCAUCCAAUAGUGACGAAAGUUGAUGCUCCAAGAUUAUUAGGAAAUCAAAGAAUCAAUGAAACUGAAACUAUGGAUGGUAGAUUAAGACCACCAAAGAUUAAUCCAUGGGAUCGUAAAAGAUUGAACAAUAGUGAUUUUCUGAAAACUAUAAAUUAUCCACCACAAAUUGUUAAUAAUAAUCCUGAACAUUUUAGAUUUACCUAUUUUAGAGAAAAUUUGGAUUCCACGGUGCAUUCUCCAACAAUCUCAGGCUUAUUACAACCAGGUCAAAAAUUUAGUGAUUUAUUCCUAUCAUCAGAAUAUACAAAACAGGAUAAUGCUGCCUUGGCUGGUGGUACUACUGGUCAUAACAACACAAAUAAUAAUUCCACGUCAAAUUCAGUUAAAGAAUCAACACCAACAAUAUCAGAAUUGAAAGCUGUUGAAGAUUCAAUGGAUUUAGAUGAUCAUAUAUCGCCAUUUUGGUUAGAUGUUUUAAACCCAACAGAAGAAGAGAUGAAGGUUUUAAGUAAGGCUUUUUCAAUCCAUCCAUUAACUACAGAGGAUAUCUUUUUAGGUGAAACUAGAGAAAAAGUUGAAUUAUUUAAAGAUUAUUAUUUCAUUUGUUUUAGAUCAUUUGAUAUAGUUCAUGAAAAAGCCAAGAUUCGUGAACGUUUAAAUGAAAUUAAAAAUGAAGCACAAAAUAAAAAUGGUGGUUUUUUCUCAAAAUUAUUUAAUAGAAGACAAUCUUCAAGUCAUUCACAAAAUAAAAGAAAUAAUUCUCAAUUUGACAACAUAAGUGAAACUUCAAGUUUUAAAAGACGUGCAAGAGAAAUUGAAUUGGAAAAAUUCAAGAAAAAAUCAGGAGAUAGACAUAAACCAAAAGGUGGUGAAUUAGAACCAUUAAAUGUUUACAUUUUAGUUUUCAGAAAUGCAGUGUUAACUUUCCAUUUCGCACCAACCCCACAUCCGGUUAAUGUUAGAAGAAGAGCAAGAUUAUUACGUGAAUAUUUAACAGUCUCUGCUGAUUGGAUCGCAUAUGCAUUGAUUGAUGAUAUUACUGAUGCUUUUGGUCCAAUGAUUGAAUCUAUAGAAGAUGAAGUCAAUGCAAUUGAAGAUGCCAUUUUGAGAAUGCAUCCGGGAGAUUCAGAUGAUGAAGAUGAUUCAAGUGAUGAUGAAGAUGAUUAUAAAUGGGCUGCAAGAUCCGUAUUAUCAAGACGUGAUUCCCAAUUUGAUGAUAAAAGAUCAGUUAAAUCAGCUUCAUCAAGUUCAACAAGAUCUACUGCUUCAAAUGUGGUUGAAUGGAAAAAGAAGGGGGACAUGUUGAAAAGAAUUGGUGAAUGUCGUAAAAGAGUGAUGAGUUUAUUAAGAUUAUUAGGUUCAAAAGCUGAUGUUAUAAAAGGUUUUGCUAAAAGAUGUAAUGAACAAUGGGAAGUUGCACCAGUAUCUGAAAUUGGAAUGUAUCUUGGAGAUAUCCAAGAUCAUAUCGUUACAAUGGUUCAAUCUUUAAAUCAUUAUGAAAAAUUAUUGGCACGUUCUCAUUCGAAUUAUUUGGCACAGAUAAAUAUUGAUAUGACUAGAGUUAAUAAUGAUAUGAAUGAUGUUUUAGGGAAGAUUUCCAUCUUGGGUACUAUUGUGCUACCAAUGAAUAUAGUUACUGGUAUGUGGGGGAUGAAUGUACUAGUUCCAGGACAAAAUUAUGAUGGAUUGGCAUGGUUUUGGAGCAUUGCAGCAGGGAUGUUUUUGUUUGCCUUUUGCUGCUACGUGUAUGCGAAAAAGGUUUCAGGUAUAGCAUAG